AUUGUACCAGUGUUUUAGUAGUAACCAUACCCAAACAAAACUAAACGUCCUUGACUAGAUUUAUUAACAUAAAGUUUUGUUUGAAAACACUGCUGACAGUAAAAUAUUAUUAUAAUUAGUACCUCUUUGUAGUUUAUACUAACAAAAUGUAUAAGACAAGUGUAUUAUGGUUGUGUACUUUACUGUGGUCAGUUGGACUAGCAGUCACUCCAAUACCAUCACGGUCACCAGACAAAAAUAAUAAUGUUGAUUGUACAGGACCCAUUGCAUUUUCAUCAACUGGAAGUACAUCAGUCCAUUCUACAGGUCUGGUAGCGUUUAAACAGAAUGUUGUUAACCUAGCUGUGACGUGGGAUCGUGAGGUUGGUGUCUUCACAUGCGCUUGUUCUGGUCUUUAUCAAUUCUCUUUCUCUGGUUCCACCGAAGAAAAUACAAGGUUGAUGUUGAAGAAAAGAUUAAACAAUGGUAAACAGUGGACACCAAUUAUAGCAACAAAACCGGGAGGUGGAUCAGCUUCAAUACUUUUGGAAGUAGAAAGUGGUGAUCAGGUAGCUGUACAUUUAGAUGGAAAUUCAAAAAAGUUCAAUACUAGACAUGAACAAGGCAUAGAAGUUACAUCGUUCAGUGGUUACAGAAUAGCAAAAUCUUAAAAAAAUUGUGUUGUUUUAUUUAUAUACAACACAAUACAACAUUAGUAUUAUCAUUAAUACAAUACCUAAAAUUAAAAACAUCCCUAACUUUCAAAAUUACUCUGUAAACAGGAGUUUAUAUUAUAAUCUAGAUGAUUUUCUAAAAUAUUAUUUACACUUAAAAAGAAACAGUAACAUUUUUUAAUAUGCUGUAUGUGUUAUUGGUGAAUAAUCGUUAGUAAUAAAUUUAAAAUUGAUUUAAUCUAUCUAUAAUAAACACAUACACACAGUAAUUUAUAAGUAUAUUUGCAAUAACUAUGCAUAGUAAGUAUACAUAUUAACAAAUAAGUAUAGAAAUAAAUAGUCGGUAGUUCAUUUUUAAUUUCUGCAUAUUUGAUAGUAAUUAAUAAUUAGUAGAAUUCUAGAUUGCCAAAAAGAUUAAAAAUGUAUAAAUAAUAUAAAUUUUGGUUUGUUACUUUCAACAUUCUUAAUAUUUCAAUUUUAUUUUGUUAUAUUUUUUACAAUUGUUAUUAUUAAAAAUUGUAAAUUUAAUAAUUUAUGAAUACUUUUUGUUUUAACUAAUUGUAGUUUGGGUUUCCCAAUAUUUACAAAUUAUCUAAUAAAUAUUGUUAAAAAUGCAUCAAAACCAUAUUAGUAUAUUUAUUUAUUUAUUUUAUUUUUUUUAAUAUGAAGCUCUUAACAUUUUCUAUAUACAUUAAAAAAAUAGCAAUAAAUUAAACAUUUACAGCACAUUAAAAUACAUAAAAAAUAAUAAAUUAAAAUAAGUAACUUGCAUUCAAAUUUAAUUUCUAUGGCUAAUAACAGAGAUUACUCGUAUAUAAUAAUAAAAGGAAUAAUAACCAAUUACAAACUGAGCGACAAAUACAAAAUAAUAGAAGUUUAAAAACUCGUUGCACUUAAAAAAUAAUCAUUCAAAUUGAUUAUAAAAGUAUAUUUAUUAAUAUAAAAUAUAAAAUUAAUUUUAUAAUAAAAUAGGUUUAGUUAUUAAAUAAAUUCACAGCUUUUUGAAAUAUUUGUUUUGGGAUACAUUAGAAUAAAUGGCACCGUGCUUUGGACCACAAUAGAUUAUUUAAAUUAUUUAAAUUUAUUAAAUAUAUCAUGUAUAUGUAUAUAUAUAUAUAAAUAUAUUUUAAUUAACAUUUUA
Molecule: messenger RNA, 1794 nt
Organism: Aphis gossypii (cotton aphid)
Lineage: Eukaryota; Metazoa; Arthropoda; Insecta; Hemiptera; Aphididae
Exons: 2
Coding region: 147-650 (167 amino acids)
Molecular function (GO): protein binding
Source: RefSeq, a predicted model, not a curated record